AGAAGUUUCAAGCCCGCCAAGUAGCCCAUAUGCAGAACCACACAGACAUCGGGUCCAAACAAUUACUACCAUGGGCCGAAUUGAUAGGCUAGCUUGGCCAUUCCCCAGAUGCCCUAAGACCAAGGCGAAGAAGAAGUAGCGGAGCAUCUAUGGCGACUCCCGGGGACGGCGAGGACGCGCCGCCGCCGCAGCAGCCGGUGUCCGCGGGGGCUGGAGGUAGCGUGAUCGCGAAGCUGGAGGAGCAGUGGAGGAAGACGAAGGAGCAUGCGGAAACCUACCCGUACGUCUGGGGCUCCUACAUCCUCGUCUACGGUGGCCUGGGUGCCUACCUAACCUGGCGAUGGCGCAAGCUCCGCCGCACCGAGGACCGCGUCCGCGUCCUCCAGGGACGCCUCCGCCAGCUCGCCGCUGCCGAGGAGUCGCAGGCCGCUUCCACUCCUACCCCAACCCCUCCCCUGCAGCCGCCGCCGCCGCCGCCGACUGGGUCCGGCAAGCCCGCCGCCGCCCCGUGAAGAGUAAGCUUCCAUAGACAACUUCUUAACCUGAAAAGUUUGAACAAUUCCUGCAUCGUUCGAGCUCGUGGUAGUUUUGAUGUUUAUUGUGCUCCUGGACCGGAAGAAAUAGAGGAAGUUAGGACACUAAGUUUCCAAUUAUGUGUUCAUACUCAAGAUCAUUGUGGAGAAGAUUACAUUGUUGUGAUUCGUGUAUGUUGAUCACUCCCAUGAAUCGAUGAUGGCUCGCCUCUCUUUUUUUCUGUUAUACCAGCACUACCUUUUUUCUACA
Molecule: messenger RNA, 783 nt
Organism: Brachypodium distachyon (stiff brome)
Lineage: Eukaryota; Viridiplantae; Streptophyta; Magnoliopsida; Poales; Poaceae
Exons: 1
Coding region: 150-512 (120 amino acids)
Source: RefSeq, a predicted model, not a curated record